CAAAAUGGCGGCGGCCGUUGGCGCGGGGUUCGGCUUGUAGUUCCGUAGUUCCGUUGCUCUACUCCUCCCGUUGCAAAAUGUGAAAGGAGAAGCGGCUGGUGGAGGGCGUCCUACGCAAUGAGUCGGCGAAGAAAAUAUGGGGACAGCCCUGGCCUGAAGAACACGCCGCGCAAAGCGGCGGCGACUGAGGAAUGCAGCUCGGUGGUCGAAACGGGGAAGAGGCGGCUGAGGUCGGCCCGCGGUUCAGGGCCCUGUGGGGCUGGAGAGAGGCCUCCCCGGCCCCUGCCGCAGCAAGAGCAGCCUCCAGUAGCCGCUUCGUGCAGUAAAAGUAACCCCGAGGAAAUGUAUGAAACACCAAAGAGAAUGCUGCAAAUGGAUUUAUUGUCAUCUGCCUUCAGUUCUCCUAAUGAUCCAGAUGGACAGAAUGAUAUCUUUUGGGAUCAGAAUUCUCCAAUGACGAAACAGUUAGGUAAAGGAAGAAAAAAGCAGAUUUACACCACAGAUAGUGAUGAAAUCUCACAUAUUGUUAAUCGCAUUGCUCCUCAGGAUGAGAAACCAACAACAGACUCCAUGCUGGGCGUGUGGAUUGGUGCAACUGCUAUUCCUUGCACUCCUAGUGUAGCAAAAGGAAAAUCAAGAGCAAAACUCAGCUGCACAAAGUUAAAAUCACAAAAUCAGGAGGAGGAGCUUAUGAAAUUGGCUAAGCAAUUUGAUAAAAAUAUGGAAGAGCUAGAUGUGAUUCAAGAGCAAAACAAGGGAAAUCAUGAUCUUAUCCAGAUGAUUUCUGAAGCAGAGACUUUAAAUAAUUACAGAGAUAAUGUACAGAUGCAGUUACUACAUGAUAUAGUUCCUGAAAUAGAUAAUGCUAUGAUAAAGAAGCCAGUGAAAGAAAACAGGAUAUUUGUGGUAAAUGAUCAAAUUAGCAGUCAGAAGCCAUUUGACCAAAAUGCUGAAGCAGCCUUUAUCGCCAUUUUUGAUGGUUCUACUCAGAAAUGUAGUGGACAGUUAAGCCAAGAUCUGUCAGAUGCUUUCUUGAACACCAGUAGUACUACCUUUGGAAAGAAAAACGCUUUGAAAGAGGAGAACAUCUUUACUAAUGAAACUCUGAUCACUGAAAAACUACCAAAUAAAACCCAAGGAUCACUUUCUCAUCAAGUAGAUAAUCCUGGAAUGACAAAAUCAUAUGUGACUUCCUGUACUAAGGAACCAGGAGCUUUUAAUAAGCACAGUGAUACAUUUACUACCAGUGAUUUUGAGGAUGAUUGGGAAAACUUACUAAGUAAUGAACCUUUUGUUAUGCAAAAUAUUGAAAUGUCUGAACUUCUCCCUGCCCCUGAAACAGCCCAGAUUACUGAUCCAAAGGAAAUUUGUACCUUUAACAGUAAAAAUGGUAAAAGUAAGUCAGGAAUGAACACAAGUCUAGAUACCAGGUUAAGAGAUUCAAAAAUUUUACAAGAUCUUCCUUCAAAGACAUGGAACAGUGAAUUAACAGCUGCUGCAAAAUACAGAUUUUCACCAAAGCCGAAUGAUAAACCAAAUAAAUUAUCAUCCACUGGAAAUAAAAUGAAAUUGGAGAAAUCUUUUAAUACAAUUGUUGUUCAAGACAAAAUUCAAGACUGUGCAGUUGCAUCUAAUCUGGCAAAAGUAAAUGAAGAUACUCAUAUUAAAUUUACUUCUAAUGUAAAUGCUUCUGAAAAAAAGUCUACUUUGAACCCAGGAUGUUCUAAUGAACAAAAAAAUAAGUCCAUUUUUAAUCAGUCUUUGAAGGCACCUACUAAUGUCAAGCCUUUAGGCUCUGCAACUUUGGGCAAUAAAACCAGUGUUUGUAACCCAAAUCAGACUAAUUCAUCAAAGCUUCGUUCUUUCUUUGAUGAUUGGAAUGAUACAUCAUUUACCAAUGAAAUUGUUAAAGCCUGUCAUCACUUAGAGAAUACUUGGGAAGCAGAUGAUGUAGAUGAUGAUUUAUUAUACCAAGCAUGUGAUGAUAUUGAAAGACUAACUCAGGAACAAGACAUUAGAGUGGACAGCAAGACAUCAGAAAGUGUACUUGGGAUCAAUAAUAGUUCUAAACACGGAGCCAAAAAUGUGUUUACCACACCUAAACAAGGAAGUCAAUUGGUGCAAUCAAAGCAUUUGAAUCAGAACAGCAUUUCAGUGCAAACAUCUUCAUUGACAGAUAGCUUACAAAUAAAUAAAUCAAUGAAGAUGGAGAAAAGGGAAAUUUGUGGAAAUUCUCCAGGGUUUUUAGGUGCCACGACAAAUCUGACUAUAUAUUCUAAGAACUCAAAUUGUCAGAUCAAUAAUCUGCAUGUCUCUUGGAAUAACACUGAUGUUCCAAAACAAGUGAAUAGUUCCAAAUCGGUUCUUACAGGAAGUUCAAGUUUGAAUGUGAGUUCAGAUCAUAUGAGUACAGAAAUUGCUGCUAAUAAGAAAUUGAGUCCUCCACAUCUAUCUCAUAGCACCGUAACAGAUGAAGCUCAGAGUGACCUUAACAGAGCAGUGAGAUUUUCUAAGUACAUGUUUACAAAGAUAAAAAAUUCUCAAAUUCUUUCUCAGUUUAAUAACAAUUGUAUAACAGGAAGUAUCUCUAGUACCAAAAUCACACAGGGUUUGCAGAAAAAUAAAACUGUCAACCCAUUAUGUGGGAAGGCUGUUCAACAGCAGUCUUUGGUGAAAUUUUCUGAAUCUUUGAAACAAACUUCAAAAGAGGAAGAAGAGAAAAAUAGAAAGUAUUCUCCUGAAGAAAUUCAGAGAAAAAGACAAGAAGCGCUGGUUCGAAGAAUGGCCAAAGCACAGGCAUCAUCUGUAAAGAAAAACAGCUCCCACUUAACUUGAUUUCUUUAAUGAAAUGUUACUUGGGAGGUAACAAAGACAGUUGAUAACUAUCUAUGAUAGGAAAUAUUUUUUCUUGAUUUCUCUAUGAGAAAUUUAAUGCUGAGUUAUAAAGCAUGGACUUCUACUUUAUUUAAUAAAUCAGUGUUUACAGUGGUC
Lipotes vexillifer (Yangtze River dolphin) is the source of this 2991-nucleotide messenger RNA. RefSeq names its product ETAA1 activator of ATR kinase (gene ETAA1). Gene Ontology annotation, biological process: DNA damage response; regulation of DNA damage checkpoint; replication fork processing. NCBI's taxonomy places the organism in Eukaryota, Metazoa, Chordata, Mammalia, Artiodactyla, Lipotidae. Gene Ontology annotation, molecular function: protein serine/threonine kinase activator activity. The transcript is spliced from 6 exons. Gene Ontology annotation, cellular component: nuclear replication fork. The record is from RefSeq and is a predicted model, not a curated record. The coding region runs from base 118 to 2835 and encodes 905 amino acids.